AUGUCAUCAAAUUUUACCAUGACUGAGUUCUCCAUGACCAUGCAAUACAUGGCCAACCAGCUGUUGACCUAUCUGAACAAUCAUGAACACAGUCCCCACAACAUCAUAGUGUUCAUCAAAACUUUGAAUCCCCAGGUUACAAGGAUUAAGGAGUGCCUCAUUAAACUUGUGACUGCAAUGGCCCAUGACUGGUGGCAAGUGGACUGUGGCCAAGCAGAAUUGGGAUAUGAGAAGAGACCACUCCAGAAAGUAAUUGCUGAAGCAGCAGAAUUCUGUACAGGGGUAGCUAAUGGUGGCAUUUCCCUACUGCUUCUGAUCAAUUCCCACCCAUCACCCACUGCAGAACAAGCUGCACUUCAUGCCAUGUGCACUGAAGGCUUGAAGGAUAUUGAUCAGGAGCUCUCAUAUCUUUCCAAGCUAAUCUUGCAAUUGCAGGAGAGGAUGACAUCAUUGGAAGCCAUAACCAGAUCAAGGCUUGCAUUAGAGGUUGCAUGGGUGGAGUUGGUGUCUAAGACCAUAUGCACAUUCUAUCAUUGGUUUCAUUUGGACCAGUAA
Molecule: messenger RNA, 555 nt
Organism: Pisolithus orientalis
Lineage: Eukaryota; Fungi; Basidiomycota; Agaricomycetes; Boletales; Pisolithaceae
Exons: 4
Coding region: 1-555 (184 amino acids)
Source: RefSeq, a predicted model, not a curated record